Lotus japonicus is the source of this 1446-nucleotide messenger RNA. RefSeq lists its product as uncharacterized. The coding region runs from base 1 to 1446 and encodes 481 amino acids. The record is from RefSeq and is a predicted model, not a curated record. The transcript is spliced from 2 exons. NCBI's taxonomy places the organism in Eukaryota, Viridiplantae, Streptophyta, Magnoliopsida, Fabales, Fabaceae.
AUGUCUCAAGUCUCAGGAAAGAAAGACUCCAUCAAAGGCAAGAUUGAGAAGACAUCUUAUGGAGUCAAGGUUAUGGGAUUGAAUGCGCAAUCCUCCGCUCAAUCCAAGAAGGAUUCUGGAAGAAAGAAUUCAAGAACUCCUGCCAGAAAAUGCUACAAGUCGAGUAUGAGAUCUCAGGGCACUCGUGACUCACCUGUGUUUGAGGAUGUUUCUCAUGAAAUUUCCUCUGCGGAUGAAGAGGCAGAUGUUGAGGCUUCUGCUCCUCAAACUGAAGUUCUUGUAUCCAAUGUGCCUGAUAAGGAGAAUUCACCAUCUAUGGAUUCAUCCUCUGAGUCCAAGAACUCAGCACCAGAGAAUGAAGCCCACGAGGAGGUCUCUUCUGAGGAGUCUACCAAAUCUCCUCCAUCUGUUCAUGAAAUUUCAGAUGCUGAUGACUCAGAUGAUGUUCCUCUGGCAAGUGUUGCUGCCAGGAUGAAGAAGAGAAGAAGGGUUCCCGUUGAAGACACUCCCUCUGAUGUUCCUUCUUUCCCUAUUGAUAAUGUUUCCUUUCAUGCUGCGGAGAAUGUUCUCAAGUGGAAAUAUGUUUGCAACCGCCGGAUUGCAAAAGAAAGGGAGAUUGGCAAGGAUGUGCUUGAGUGUAAGUUUAUUGUUGCUCUCAUUGACCGAGCUGGUCUAAGGAAGACAAUCAUGAAUAUUGGAAAAUGUUAUGAGAAGCUAGUGAAAGAGUUCCUAGUUAAUUUGACAGAAGAUGUUGGCAUUCCUGGAAGUGCUGUAUUCAGGAAAGUUUAUGUGCGAAGGAAAUGUGUAAAUUUUUCUCCUGCUGUGAUAAACCAAGCCCUUGGAAGAAGUGUUGUGGAGUUAGUUGAGGAAGAAUUGUCUUUGGACAAGGUUGCCAAGGAACUCACUGCUGGACAAGUGAAGAAGUGGCCUGCUAAGAAGCUUUUAUCUACAGGGUUAUUGAGUGUGAAGUAUGCUAUUCUGAACAGGAUAGGAGUGGUGAAUUGGAUCCCUUCUCAUCAUACCUCUGCUGUCUCUGCAAGUUUAGCCAAACUGAUCUACAGAAUUGGGACUGAGGUAACUUUUGAUUUUGGCUCUUUGGUGUUUGCUCAAACUUUGAAACAAGCAGAAACUUGUGCUAUAAAGCUCCCCAUCACUUUGGAUCAUCGCUUGUUCCUGGAUCCCCAUGUCCUGGACAUUGAUAUGCCAUCUCGCAGGACAUCAAUUCCUGUUUCAAUGUCUGCUUCUGGAACUCAGAGUGUUAUUGCUGAAUUGGAGGAUCUUUCAAAGGAGUUGCAGGUGUCUAUCAAGGUUGCUACUGAGAGGAAGCUGAAGGUGGAUACUUUGAUUACUAAGCUUAAAGAGGAGGCAGGUCACGAGGGUGAGUCUAGAAGUGAUGCUACAGAGGAGGAAGGAUCUGAGGAAGAGGAGUCUUCAUCUGAAGCUUAA